Molecule: messenger RNA, 953 nt
Organism: Notolabrus celidotus (New Zealand spotty)
Lineage: Eukaryota; Metazoa; Chordata; Actinopteri; Labriformes; Labridae
Product: zinc finger BED domain-containing protein 1-like
Exons: 2
Coding region: 38-916 (292 amino acids)
Molecular function (GO): protein dimerization activity
Source: RefSeq, a predicted model, not a curated record
GCAGGACUGUCCUACAAGAUGGGGCUCCAAACAAAAAAUGGUGGACCGAGUCUUGGCGCAAACCCCAGCUAUAAAAAGAGUUCUGGAUGAUCGGCGGCAUCAGCAUCUCAUUCCUAGCUGGCAGGACAUUGCAGUUUUGGAAUCGGUGAACGCAGCAUUGAAGCCAGCGGCUGAAUUUACGGAUCUGCUGUCUGGCGACACGUAUGUCACGGUCUCAUCCAUCAAACCCGUCCUAAAACUCCUCACUGAAGAUGUUUUAAAACCAUCGGAUGAGGACACCACUCUCACCUCGGACAUCAAGCGGAAGAUGUGCAGUGUUCUCGAGGAGAAGUACAGACCAGCUGCCCUACAAAAAACUUUGGCAAAGGCCUGCUUGCUGGACCCAAGAUAUCGUGGCAACAGUUUUGAUGAUGACACGGAGGAGACAAAGUGCGAGCUGAUUGAGGAAAUAUUAGACAUGGAGGACGGAGGGAGCGGUGCCAGUGCGUCGGCUGCUGCACAACAGGAGGCGCAAACAGCGGUGCCACCAGCGGCUAAAAAGAAAACCCUUGGAGACCUGCUGAAGCCACGGACAACCACCUCUGCAACUAUACCCAAGAGAGUUCGAGCCGACACCGAGCUCACACGGUACCUCCAGGAGGACCCCAUAGACUCAAAUGCAGACCCACUCGCAUGGUGGCGCGACAACCAGGGUAGAUUUCCUCUCCUCUUUAAAGUCGCCCGCAAGUACAUGUGCAUUUGCGCAACGAGCGCACCAUCUGAGAGAGUUUUCAGUGCAGCUGGAAAUAUUGUUACCCCUCUCCGAUCCUCUCUAAAACCACAUAAGGUGAAUAUGCUGGUUUUCCUCGCACGCAACAAGGACAUGACCCAGGACAGCAGAAACAGUAGAAACGCUUUAAGGAAACACAGAGAUUGAUGGAAGAAAAGAGAGGAAAAAAGAGAGGAAAAAGGAG